CUCACACCUGCUCAAGAUUCCCUCCGUGUCCGAUGAGCAUUCAGUGUCUUCGGAGCUCCGGUUCCGUGCGUUUCGUUUGAUAUCAUAUCAGCAGUCUGUACACCGUGUGCGCGGGUCCGCGGCGCCGUCGUCGCGCGUAAAAUCUAUCGCCGUGCGUCGAAUCCAUCGCCGUCUGUGCGUGUUCAGUAAUAAUAAAAAUAAUAAUAAUACGUACCUAUAUUUCGUUUUUGGCCCGCAGCCGAUUUUGGUUCCGUCUCCGUCUCGGCAUUUUCGUCGGGCGCAGUAAUAAUAAUAAUAUUUAUAUUUCAAUAUUCCAAUACAGUUCGCCCUUCGACCAAGUGCGCCCCGUGUCGAAACAGUGUGCGUGCGUGGUUUUCCGGCUUGACCGUCGUCGUCGCCGUCGCGAGAUCUGCCCCGCCGACGCCGCAAAGGCCGAACACCCGGCGCCAGACCGUCCCCGCGGAGGAUUUACGCGCAGCAGGAUAUCACAUCUGAACAAGGCUUUGCCCACUAUCGAGAAUCACGCUAUAUUACAAACACGAGCGUCAUUCAUUGUAGCGUACAAUAUGACUAUGACUGUCGGAGUCGUUCAAUACAGUCCGACAUAACAUGAACGAACAGAUCAUUACUCAAGGACGAUGAUGUCGUCGAUAAACAACAGAAUAACGGGACAAAAGCAUCAUGUUUAACAGAAAUGUUUUCAAAUACCAAUGAUCAUAAGCAAAAUUUGACACAAGAUUAUCUUAUUAACUAUUUGCGUUCAAGACUUUUACUUUCAAGUGUAAUGUCAUCGAAACGUAAAUCGCCGCCGUCCAAGUUGCUGGAGAACGCCACGAGCGCACCCGACACUACAACGACGGCCGAGACAACGGUUGCAGUAAACGCGGUCGAAGAGAACGGUAGCGGCAGCAGUAGCGGCCACUCGGACGACGGUUACGCUUGCGGUAACGGUACCGAAGUCCUAGACAACUGCAGCGAAACGACCAUGGAAACGGCCACGGCCACGGCGUCGGCCGUGCAGACGACGGACAGGAGCUGCGGCAGCCCGGCGGUGGCCAACAGCCCCCCGCCUUCGUCAGCAGCCGCCCGGCCAGCCAGCAGCAGUGGCGGCACGUCGCCCUCGCCGUCGUCGGACAGCGAGAACAGCAGCAGCGGCGGCGGCCCCCGGUACGCUUCCGGUUCGUCUCCUGUAGGCGGCAACGGUGGCCGACAGUCGUCCACCAACAACAACAACAAACGUCAGCGCACCGAAAGCCCCUCGUCUGCAGCGGGGUCUGCUGCGGCCGCUGUGGCCGCUCUCAGAGCAUCGCCCUUCGCAGCGUACGCCAGACAACAAACCACGGGAUCGCCGCCUCAACACCAGCCGUCCGCACAUCCGCCGCCACACAUCGCGUCGUUUUUGACGCUUAACCAUGGCGCCGCUUUCUACGAGACAGCCGUUGCCGCGGCAGCGUACGAACGAGCGUUCAUGAACGCCGGCGGCCAUCACGUCCAGCAGCAGCAGCAGCAGCAGCAGCAACAGCAACAACAACAACAACAGUACCAUCACAUGAUGGACAGCGUUCAGGCGGCGGCGGUGGCCGCCGCAGCAGCCGCCGGUUCGUCAUAUUUCGACAUCGAACAGCGUCUGCUCCGAGGCAAGGGCGGCGCCGACGAUGCUGAUAAACUAGCUCACCUCAUGCACCUGAACAACAACACUUUCAUGCACAACCACAACAAUAACAACAACAACAACAACAACAACAUGAUGUCUCCUAUUGGCGGACCGGCCGCCAAGCGAACCAUGGACGACGUGCUCAAGAAACUCUCGUCGAAAAUGCACAUCAGAGACGAACAUGGCGUCGCGGCGUCCGCCCGUCCCGAUUCACCUUCGCAUAAAACCAGUAAACCGGACACUCUGACGGAACACUGCGAAGAUCCUUCAGGAGGUCCUCCCGGCAUGGAGCUACUUCAACACUUGCAGGGCGAUACCACUACGAUAGUCGAAAAAGAACGCAAACUGUCGGAAAUGAUUUUGCAAUUGCAAUUGUUUCGAGAACAACUGCUUACCCAACAAGAUCAUCCGAACAAGGUAAGGUUUUACUUAGUUUUUAGUUACUAUAUAGUUAGGUACUAGUAUUUUCGAGCAUUUUUUUAAGGAAACAAAAUAUAUAUACACAGACAGUGGGCCAAGGUUUUCAAACGAUAAACUAUACAAUAUGAAUCAUUGUACAAGCAUAUAUAUAAAGUGUCCACUCUUAUAUUAGUGUUAAUAUUGUUUUUUUAUCUAAAGAAUUUAGGGACUUACUUUGCAGUGCAUAUAGACGAUGCUAUUGUUUGUUUUAUGCUCUGGUAAUUGAUAAACAUUCCUCUAAUUUGACGCACACACAAUUAUUAUUAAAAUAUUGUCAAAAAUCGAUGCAGAAAUAUUAUUUUCAUGAUUGAAAUUAAUAAAGUAAAUAUUUCGCGAUGCCCACUAAAAUUCUUUUGCGGCCCACGCGCAUUUUGGAAACCGCUGAUAUCUGCAGCUGAAACACGAGGAGCGUAUGGAAAAAUUGUAGACACGCGUCCUACAUAACCCAGAGAUACUUCUCGGUGGAGUGAUAUGUGUGUAUAAAUGUGCACGGAGAGAGAAAAAAAUUAUUUAACUGCCUUCUUCUCUAGCCGACAUUUAUGUUUUGUAAUAACUUUUGAUUUACUACCGUUUUUGCUACGCCAUAAUAUAUAAUAAUAAUACACUCGCACACAUGAACUAUUUUUAUAAUCGAAACGCGCAUCGCACUGUUAUAUCCGAUCAACGCUACAAUAGAGGGUGGUUUUAUAAUUAUAAAUAUUAUUUUCGAACAUUUUUAACAUCGGCAUGUUAUAUUAAUUAUAUUAUUUUUAAACAAAUGAAAACCAUAUUUCGCACAACACUUUAACGAUGAUAUAUACAUAUUGUAUGUUAUAUAUAUAUAUA
Myzus persicae (green peach aphid) is the source of this 2938-nucleotide messenger RNA. RefSeq names its product optomotor-blind protein-like. NCBI's taxonomy places the organism in Eukaryota, Metazoa, Arthropoda, Insecta, Hemiptera, Aphididae. The record is from RefSeq and is a predicted model, not a curated record. The transcript is spliced from 6 exons. The coding region runs from base 695 to 2116 and encodes 473 amino acids.